This is a messenger RNA of Rhodamnia argentea, 2245 nucleotides long. RefSeq names its product glutamyl-tRNA(Gln) amidotransferase subunit B, chloroplastic/mitochondrial. The transcript has 9 exons. Lineage: Eukaryota; Viridiplantae; Streptophyta; Magnoliopsida; Myrtales; Myrtaceae. Gene Ontology annotation, biological process: mitochondrial translation; glutaminyl-tRNAGln biosynthesis via transamidation. Gene Ontology annotation, molecular function: glutaminyl-tRNA synthase (glutamine-hydrolyzing) activity. Bases 264 to 1910 code for a protein of 548 amino acids. The record is from RefSeq and is a predicted model, not a curated record.
AAGAACAAAGCCCAACUGGAAGCCCAAAAGAUUUCCUCUUGCGCAGGAUCUGAUUGACGGUUUCGUUCAAACGCGUGCUCUCUCCCAAGUCAUUGCCAAGCCUUAUCACCAACGUUGGACUGUUGUUGGCUUUGGGACGGUCACGAGCACAGAGCCUCCCAAAUGUCGCGGCUUUAGCGAUCCCGCCCCCAAGAGAGUUCACUCUUGCUCUUCUCCAGGCGUGGCUCUUUGGCAGCUCAACGGCGUGACAUCUAUCCGUCAGUAUGGCUUCGUUAUUAUGCAGAGGGAUCCUGACGUAUCCUCCAUUGCUGAAUUAUGCUGCACUCUUGAGAAGAAAAAGUCACGUAUUCUACUGCACAAUGAGCACUACAGAAGCUCAAACAGCAACACAAGGAAGCCAGUCGACCCAAAUCAAGAUCUCCCCACACAGAAAGAAGAAAGGACUUGAUGAUGUACUAAAAGACUAUGAAGCAAUAAUUGGCAUAGAGACUCAUGUACAGCUCUCAACGCUAACCAAGGCCUUCUGCAGUUGCCCUUACAAUUACGGAUCUCAACCGAACACCAAUAUCUGCCCUGUAUGCAUGGGUUUGCCUGGUGCAUUGCCAGUUGUGAACUCAAAGGUUAUUGAAUGUGCCGUGAAAUUGGGUCUUGCUCUCAAUUGCAAGUUGAACUUAAAAUCAAAGUUUGACAGGAAGCAGUACUUCUAUCCAGAUCUCCCGAAAGGUUAUCAAAUAUCCCAGUUUGAUGUCCCGAUUGCUUAUGGUGGUCACAUAGAUCUGGAUCUCCCAGUGGAAUUUGGUGGUGGACAUAGGAGGUUUGGCAUAACUAGGGUUCAUAUGGAAGAGGAUGCAGGAAAGCUACUUCACUCUGGAAAUGGGAGUUAUUCUCAGGUUGAUUUGAACAGAGCAGGAGUACCAUUGCUUGAAAUCGUCUCUGAGCCUGACAUGCGAAAUGGUAUUGAGGCGGCAGAGUAUGCUGCAGAAGUACAGAGGUUGGUUCGGUAUCUUGGUGUCAGUAAUGGAAAUAUGCAAGAAGGUUCACUGCGUUGCGACGUUAACAUUUCUAUUCGGCCUAUUGGGCAAGUGAAAUUUGGCACAAAGGUCGAGAUAAAGAAUCUGAAUUCCUUUUCUUCAGUGAAUAGGGCCAUUGACUUUGAGAUUGCAAGGCAGGCUCUUCUCCUAAGCGAAGGUCAGGAUGAUCAGAUUGUGCAGGAAACUCGUCUUUGGGAAGAAGGCUCUCAGAAAACAGUUACAAUGAGGAAAAAAGAAGGACUUUCAGAUUACCGAUACUUUCCAGAGCCAGACUUGCCUGGGGUUACUCUUACUAAAGAAUAUGUUGAUAGCAUUCGUAAUUCUUUGCCCGAACUACCAGAAAUGAAACGCAGAAGGUAUGAAGAACUGGGACUCAGCAUGCAAGAUGUUCUUUUCCUUGCGAACGAUGUGAAUGUAGCUGAGUUUUUUGAUGAAACUAUUGCAAAGGGUGCUGAUGUGAAGCUGGCAGCCAACUGGAUAAUGGGCGAUAUUGUGGCCUAUUUGAAAAACGAAAAGUUGUCCAUUGACGAGAUUAAACUUACGCCUCAAGAGUUGGCAGAGCUGAUAGCAUCUAUUAAAGGAGGGACUAUUAGUGGGAAGAUAGGAAAAGAGAUAUUGUUUGAGCUAGUGGCUAAAGGUGGAACAGUGAAGGGAAUGAUUGAAGAAAAGGACCUGGUCCAGAUCGCUGAUCCAGCUGAGAUUGAGAAGAUGGUGGACAAAGUGCUUUUAGAUAACCCCAAGCAAUUGGAACAGUAUCGUGGAGGCAAAACUAAGCUUCAAGGCUAUUUUGCUGGCCAGGUGAUGAAAGCGUCAAAGGGCAAAGCGAACCCAGGACUCCUAAACAAGAUUCUUCUCAAAAAAUUAAAUGCAAAGAGCUGAUGACUUCAUUGAGUUGGUAUCUAUGUUGUUCUCCCCACUCGGGAUGAUGGGUCUUGGGAGACAAUUCUCAUUGGCUGUGGAUUGUGUUGUGCGAGGCGUAUCACUUUAUAUGUUGAGGAAGAUUACUUAUAUUUGGGCUGCAAUAGUAGUCUGCAAACUUCUCAAGUCAUAGAUGUCUCAUCAACGCAGUGUGUAUGCCAUUUAAGAGGAUGGAAGGCCGGAGGUACUGCCUCUCUCUCUCUCUCUCUCUCUCGAGCUCUCGAGCUCUGUUUUAAUGGCUACUUCUUUUGGUGGUAGCGUAUAGAGGAUUGAAUAACGUCAAAUGUGAAAGUUGA